Molecule: messenger RNA, 2272 nt
Organism: Oryzias latipes (Japanese medaka)
Lineage: Eukaryota; Metazoa; Chordata; Actinopteri; Beloniformes; Adrianichthyidae
Gene: angptl4
Product: angiopoietin-like 4
Biological process (GO): blood coagulation
Source: RefSeq, a predicted model, not a curated record
UGUGCGAGCGUUUAAUAGCAGAGCUGCGCUCCUUCAGCCCGAGCCGAGCAAUCAGAGCCGCCACAGGAAGACCGAGCUGCACGAGUCAGACGACAGAGGCGGACGUUGGGUCUGAGCAUCAGAAUGAAGACCUCUCUGGGAACUCUGACUCUCUGCAUGGUGGCUCUCAUGGCCACAGGUUUCCCAUUUGAGAGGAAAGGAGCCUCAGGUGGAGCCGCCAAGGAGAAGCGUGUUCAGUAUGCAGCAUGGGAUGACGUGAAUGUCAUCGCCCACGGCCUGCUGCAGCUGGGCCAAGGGCUGAAGGAGCACGUGGACAAAACCAAAGUCCAGAUGAGGGACAUCUUCGCCAAACUCAAAGUCUUCAACCGUACCAUGAGUGAGCUGGGAAAGGAGAGCCAAAGGCUGAGAGAGGAGGAGGAGGUGCUGAGGGCUCGAGCCCAGGGGCUGGAGGACCGAGAGGGACAGCUGCUGAACGUCACGGCCGAGCUGAGGGAAAAGGCGGAGGAGAUACAGCAGGAGAGGAGGACCAUGAGCGAGAGGAUGAGCCGCCUCGAGGAGAGAGUGGACAGCAUGCUGCAGGGGGCCGCAGCAUCGCCCGACAUGAGCGCCGGCGCACGCAACAACAGCCAUGACGGCAGCAUCCAGGACAUGGUGGAGUCUCAGAGCCGACGCAUCAACGACCUGAUGGAGCGAGUCCGGCUGCAGCAGGACAAGCUGGACAAACAGAACGUGAGGAUCCGGACACUGCAGAGUCAAAUCCAGCAGCCCAGACAGAGGUCUUCCUUUCCAGGGAGGAGCAGCACCGAGGACCCCCUCCAGGGCGGCGCUGCAGAGCAGCAAGACACUCCAGUCGGGACGGCAGUCGAUUGUCAUGACUUGUUCCUACGUGGACAGACAACCAGUGGGGUGUACAGCGUCCAGCCAGCGGGGUCUGAGCCCUUCAGUGUCUUCUGUGAGAUGACGGCAGAUGGCGGCUGGACGGUCAUCCAAAGGCGUCAGGAUGGCUCCGUGGACUUUGACCAGCUGUGGGCGGCUUACGAGAAGGGCUUUGGCAGCCUGGAGGGAGAGUUCUGGUUGGGUCUCCAAAACAUCCACUCGAUUGUUCAGGACAACAGCUACGUCCUCAGCAUUCAGCUCUCAGACUGGGGGGAGGACUUCGUUUCUGUCCACCUUCCCAUUCAACUGGGUGGAAAACAGACCAAUUAUUCGCUCCUGGUUCAGGAACCUGUGGCAGCCAACAGCCUCCAAAGCUCGCUGGGCUCCGACUCUGCGGCCGCCGGGCUGUCCUUUUCCACCCCAGACCGGGACAAUGACCUCAAGGUGGACAUCAGCUGUGCCAAACUCCUCUCUGGUGGGUGGUGGUUCAGUAACUGUGGACGCUCCAACCUGAACGGUCGGUACUUCCAGAGCCCUCCACCCAAGCAGCGACACCAAAGGAAGCAAGGCAUCUUCUGGAAGACCUGGAGAGGGCGCUACUACCCCCUGAAGUCCAGCGUCAUGAUGAUUGCCCCAGCAGCAGUCACCAAGUCGUAAAAGAGUCAAGAGGAAGAGGAAGGAAGAGGCAGACUCUGGUCCUUUCUCCUCUGACCCCCGUCUCAGUGAGGGGACGCUCAGACACAGACAACAAGUAACACAACCCCAAAGAUGGUUCUGUCAUGGAGAUGUUUCCAGUCUACAUCCAGCUGGUGGCUGGAGUCAGAUAAAAGCAAGUUACCACCGGAUGACGAAGGCAUUAUACACUGGGACCCGGGCGUCAGGUCGCCGAGUCUCUGACCUUCAGGCGCGCAGGUGGAACGGGACGAGGCUGCUCACACAAACGUUUGAAACCCAAAGCUGGUGGGGAAGAUUUUUCAGAAGAAUGUUAUCAAUAAAAACAAAAUCUACAAAAUAAAAUAAAAAAGAUUCGAGCAAAGUUAAACGACAGCAGAUCCAGAAGCAAACACUGCAUAAACUGCAUUCCAGCCUUCCAAACAUCUGCCAGAACAUCUGGAUCACGCUAAAAGGAUUCUUUACUGCUCUUUAUCGUCUGGGAAGGUUUUGUUAAAUCAAACUGAGUCAUAUUGACUUUUCUAAACGUAGAGGCAUUUUUUUGUACUUUGUGUUUAAAGUGCGUUUUCAGGAAUUGUGGUUUGUAGUAAUAUAAUCUCUGUGCUUUUAUUGGAGAGUAUGUUAUUGUAGAUGGUCUAUUUAAAAAUAUAUAUUUUUGUGUUUUUUCUAAAAAGAAAAAGUACAUUAUUCGGCCACGAUGAGCCAGUAAACAGAUUUAAACCAG